AUGAGAUACUCAGCCAUUCUUGUGGGCGGCCUGGCGUCCACCGUGGGUGCUCAUUCAGCUGCUGGUGACGUUAAUGCAGUUGUCCCUCAGCUUCUAGGCGGGAGACACUUUUUAUCAGAGUUAGCGGCACGAAAUGCAUUGCCUCAAGCAGCUUCUGUAGUGGUUCCUGAGGAACGAAUGGUGGAGGAGAGACAAGAUUCAAACGGUCGAUGCGGUCCUGGGUUUGGAAAGUGCACAACGGGCUGCUGUUCGGAUUCUGGUUACUGCGGUACAACAUCAGAGUAUUGCAACGCUCCAGACUGUAAACUAGCAUAUGGCCCGGGAUGCGAUGGAAACAAGAUCCCAGCCGGCACUUCGACAUCGAGCAUCGCUCGAACGAAAGUUGGGAGUGUGCCUUAUGGAGGGGCGGGAAUCUAUGACUGUAGUGUUGCUGGAGGUAUGUUUGAUCAAUGUCCUCAUCUUCGCAGAGACUCACCAAAGGUGACUGCAGACAUCGCCUUGACUUUCGACGAUGGACCCUACCUAUAUACGUCGGAUUUACUUGACAAGCUCAAGGUGUACAAUGCUAAGGCUACCUUUUUCAUAACUGGCAAUAAUCUUGGAAAAGGAGCAAUUGAUACCACAGCUUCUUGGUCAAAUCUAAUCAAGCGUAUGAUCACAGAGGGCCACCAAGUUGCAUCUCACACGUGGUCACACCAGAACCUCACCUCUCUGGACCCAACCACUUUCCAGAACCAAAUCGUAUACAAUGAAAUGGCUUUCAGAAACAUUCUUGGAUAUUUCCCAACAUACAUGAGACCUCCUUAUUCUGAGUGCAACGCAACCUGUGGUGCAAAACUUGCGACCCUUGGGUACCACGUCACAUACUUUGACUUGGAUACUGCUGGCUAUAUCUACUCUACCCCGGACCAAAUUCAAACAUCCAAAAACAUAUGGGACAGUGCGAUCAACCCUAGCAACAAGGCGGUCGACAACUUCCUUCAGAUAGAACAUGAUAUCCAGUACCAGACGGUGUACAACCUUACAGAUUAUAUUUUGGCUUCUCUGUCAUCACGUGGGUACCGAGCUGUCACGGUUGGGGACUGCCUCGCGGAUCCACAAGCAAACUGGUAUCGUGCAGCAGGUUCGGCUGUUCCGACAGGCACCACGACUAGCACUGCCUCUACUCCUACAGCCACUGGAAAAACGGUAAGCGUUGAAGGCAAUUGCGGUGGAACUAUCACCUGCCAGGGAUCAAGUUUUGGAAACUGUUGUUCCCAAUACGGAUAUUGUGGAAGCACUUCAGGCUACUGCGGUACCGGGUGUCAAUCCUUAUUCGGAACUUGUAGUGGUGGCUCUGCAAGCACAACAAAGGUAGGCCAAAUUGCGAUUUUUGACCACAGUCAUUUCUCUGUCCCUUUCGGUUUACUACCUCAACAUCGUCGACCAAGACUUCCACAUCUACAACGAAGCCGACCUCGACCGCACCAACACAAGCAAUUAGUACGGACGGAUCGUGUUCAAACACAGUUACAUGUAAAGGCUCAACGUUUGGUAACUGCUGUAGCCAAUAUAGUUUCUGCGGGUCAACGGCAGCUUACUGCGGAACUGGAUGUCAGCCAGGCCGAGGGAGUUGUUCGUAGGGAGCACACCUGUGUUACGCUGGCGAGGAUUAGCGAAACCAAUGCUAGGCAGCGUCUUUUAGAAGUCCUGCUAGAGACGCCUAGCCGGACAACUACAAGUACAGCCCACAUGCUGGUGAAUCCUUUCGUAAUAUACAUCAAAUAUCCUGUCCGUGAACCAACCUGGCUCGCGGAGGACAAAUUAAGUGUCAAUCACCUACGUAAUAAACUUGGACUACACAAGUCGAGUUCGAACAGAGCCUUCUCUCGUCAGCGCUGCAUUCGCAUGCAGAAGCACGGAACCGCCACUGAUGCCCAGCCUUAUACGGGACCACCCAAGAACUUCUCCUCUAGUCGCACCUCGUACAAGUAUUCCGUCCGAACCCUUCGCACGAUCGGGAUACAGGAGCUGGUAAUCACAAAAUCAAACUUGGGAGAUGGAUUUGGAGAAGGAACUGACCUGCUCAACAUGGUGUUGACGAAAGACCCAAGUAAGGGUAGGACGAAGGAGGAAAUAGCGGAACUGGCCAAGAAAUAUACCGUAGGGGAUGAAAUAUUGCCCAAAUUAGAGGCUAAGGAGAAGAGUCUCAGAGAGAGGAGAGUUGAAGAUGAGGACAGAAGAUUGAUGGAGGAAGUGAGAGGCCUCAGCUUGAGGGAGGCGGGUGUUGGUGGUGUGAGCGAAGGGUCAACUGACAGACGGGAAAGAAGACGAGCGGAUGAGUCGAGAUCGCACAGCUCGAGGCCUCAGCCAGGGCGAGAGCAGAGUAGAGAUAACAGAAGUCGGGACGGCAGAGGCGGCGAGGAUCGAGAAAGGAGAAGACGGCGGGAAGCAGACUCGGAACGAAGGAGAGAUCCGGACGGUAGUGCUUUGAGACCAGAGUCUGAUCGUAUCGAGGAGCGAAGACGAAGACCUAGCAACGGUGAAGCAAGCAGAAGAAAUGAAGAUACACGGAGAUCGGCAGCGAGACAAAUCGAGCAUCAAUCAUCACUACGAUCACUUCUUAGUUCAUCUGACGUGGAUUCUCACGAAAUGGAAGAAGAGAUUCUUCGUCAAAUAAGAGAGGAGGGUUUGCUGGAUGGAAUUGAUCUAGAAAACAUUGAUGUCAACCAAGAAGACCAGAUUAGUGAGAGGAUAGCGGAAGCAUUCAGGAGGAGACAAGAAGAGAAAGCCGAGGAGGAAAGAGACAGGAAGAGGUCGAGUGACCGCAGACGUCAGGCCAGGAGCUCGGCUAACAAUUCAAGAGAGGCCUCGGGUGAUGAGGGCAGGAAUCCGGGAAGAGUGCAUUCUAGAACAACCAGCUCUGUUAGUCAAAGUGACUAUCAGAGUCGGCCACCACCAUCCAUGAGUGCGUCGCAGCCGAAUCGCCUAGACGUUCGUUCUGGCGACGAAGGACGACGCAGGAGAAGGACUACAAGCAGCAGUCGAAGCUCUACCGCUCCCACUCCAGUGACAGAAGCCUUAGCAAGACCCGCAGCAAGGUCCUCGACAGACUUAAGCAACUCAAGACAAUCUGUAGACGUCAGUAAUCGCCGUCCUCCAACGACGUCAAGAAGUGCCACAGAUCCUAGCAUACAACAAUCAACAGAUCCAAUCACUCAGUUAAGCUCACAACCAACCCGGAAUCGACUUGAUACGAGUCCAAGAACAUCCACUGCUGCUCGGAUAGAGGAUCAUACCAACCCAAGUCCACUCGCGCAAGAACACUCGCCCCCUGUUGAGACGGUCAUAAUCGCUCCUAAUAACGACAAUUCUCUAGCUGUCGUUACUUCUCCAGUUGACCAGACGUUGAUGCCAGCUCCGCUUUCUCCUGCCCACUCUCCAAAUAGGUCUCCAAACCGAUCGCCCAAGCAUUCCCCCCAUCCCUCGCUCUCUGACAGAGCGACCGCUCUCUCCAGUAGUACAAGGCCGACUUCAUCUUCUUCAGCUACUCAUAGAAACAGGGCGCCACUCUUUCCGGAGCCGUCCAUAGAUUGCGCGCGGUGUCUGAAAACCCACAUCGAAUACGAACUUCACUACAACUGUGUUAAAUGUCAUGGAGGAAACUACAAUAUCUGUUUAUCAUGUUUCAGAUCUGGCGCAGGAUGUCUUCACUGGUUUGGAUUUGGUAGUUUUGCAUGGACAAAGUGGGAGAGCCUUAUACAAUCCGGCGAAAUUCCAUCAUCAACAGAGCGGCCGCAUAUGCUAUACCCAAGUCGAUAUAUUCCACCUAGUACAACACCAGGCGGGGCGGAAGGGCGCAAGACACUCACAACACAAGAUCCUAUGAAACGACUUCAGAGCGGUGUCUUUUGUGCGAAUUGUCUUGCGUGGGCAAAUGAAUGCUAUUGGCGUUGCGAAUCGUGCAAUGAAGGUGAUUGGGGAUUCUGCAACAAUUGUGUUAACCAAAGCAAAUCGUGCACACACGCACUUUUACCGUUGACAUAUAGACCUCCUGAGCUAGAUACGCCGGAAACCAAUCUCUCAUCUCGUGGCAAUUCUAUGCCACCAUCUGCUACAAUUCUUACUGGUCCGGACGUUGCAAGUAUUGGCCACUUUCAGCCUCUGACAUUUUCUACGAAUUGCGAUAUAUGUCACCGUAGCAUCUCUCCAACAUCACAUCGCUUUCACUGUCCACAGUGCACCUCCAAAGUCCCCAACACUCAACCUGGUGACUACGAUAUCUGCGCAACCUGCUACCCACGUCUCGUGACAUCCCGCCGAAUCAGCCCAGAAAAUGGCGGUGAUGGUUGGCGUCGCUGCUUAGAAGGCCAUCGUAUGAUUAUAAUCGGGUUCGAAAAGAGUUACUCAGGACAACGCCGGGUCAUCAUAUCCGACCUCAUAGGCGGCCAUCUUCUAAAAUGUGAACCGUUCCCUCACGCUUCCUACCCCGAUUUGUCGAAAUGGAGCUGGGGUGAAACAGACCAGCACUCCAAACUCGUCACGAACAAUGUAAUGAACACCCCGCCUUCGAAUUUUGAGGAAUUCGUCCAGGCCGCUGGGUUUCCAGCGGAGGGUGGGACGGGCAUGACUUGUUUGGCGCGGUGGAGUCGGUAUCCAGACGAUAGUGCCGAUGAUGAGUUGGGCUUUCCGAAAGGUGCUAUUGUGGGAGAGGCUAGGGAUGUUAAUGGGGAAUGGUGGUUUGGUACAUAUCUGGGGAAGAAAGGACUUUUCCCUGGCGGGUAUGUGAGAGUUUUGAGCGGUUGA
This is a messenger RNA of Glarea lozoyensis ATCC 20868, 4785 nucleotides long. Its product is annotated as Glycoside hydrolase/deacetylase. Gene Ontology annotation, biological process: carbohydrate metabolic process. The coding region runs from base 1 to 4785 and encodes 1594 amino acids. Gene Ontology annotation, molecular function: hydrolase activity, acting on carbon-nitrogen (but not peptide) bonds; chitin binding; protein binding. The transcript is spliced from 13 exons. NCBI's taxonomy places the organism in Eukaryota, Fungi, Ascomycota, Leotiomycetes, Helotiales, Helotiaceae. The record is from RefSeq and is a predicted model, not a curated record.